Paramuricea clavata is the source of this 443-nucleotide messenger RNA. NCBI's taxonomy places the organism in Eukaryota, Metazoa, Cnidaria, Anthozoa, Malacalcyonacea, Plexauridae. The record is from the annotation of a GenBank genome assembly.
AGGAAUUAACUGAUUCAUGUGAUCAGGAAAGACGCAUAAUUGAAUACUUUUUUCAUUUGGGAUACAAAUAUGAGGACAUUGUCAAUCUUCUGGAGAUUUAUCAUGGUAUUUCUAUUUGUAUACGCACACUAAAAAGGAGACUUGCGAAAAAUAACCUGAAGAAGAAGAAUAACAUGGUUGAACCUGAAAAUUUACGAGAUAUCAUACAGAGAGAAAUGCAAGGGUCUGGUGAGCUGUCUGGGUACAGAAAGAUCUGGCAUAUUCUCUGUAUAAAUCACCACCUGCACGUACCGAGAAAGUUGGUUGCCCAAAUUGUGCACGACAUAGAUCCAGAAGCUAGUAGAGCACGCAAAGGAAAUAAAUUGAGGCGAGGAACAUACAGGUCAUAUGGGCCAAAUCAUUGCUGGCACAUUGACGGUAUGUUUCAUAGUGUACAUUUAUAA